Oppiella nova is the source of this 714-nucleotide messenger RNA. NCBI's taxonomy places the organism in Eukaryota, Metazoa, Arthropoda, Arachnida, Sarcoptiformes, Oppiidae. The record is from the annotation of a GenBank genome assembly.
GACAUACCGCUCGCCGUGUUUGACAUCAGGGCUCAGCUCAAGAGGUCGCUCACCACCGAUGAUAAUAGUAGUCGCACGCAAUCCAAUGACCAAUCGAGAGCUACUUUGGACACCAAUUGGCGCCAAUCAUCGACUCAAGAGUGGGCCAAACCAUCGAACCAUUCAUUGUCUACGAAACCAAACGACUCGCCGAAGACUAUGAGAACCAAUGACCGCAUAUUGGAGCCCAACAAUGGCAUCCAAUUGGUUGAGACGACCGCCGAGGAGUCGUAUUACGGAAAGUGCCGGAAGUACCCGAAGAAGUCACAAAGCGGUCCGUUUAGGCCUCCAAGAAGUGCCCCCGGAUUUCCCACUCGACCCCCAGUGUCAUCGCUAAACAUACCGAAGUCUAUGGGCUCGCAGUUGAUCCCAAAUGGCGCGCAAAGCAAACUGUUGGCCAGACUUCGCCACAAAUACCCGGAUCUGUCGGAUGAGACACUGUUGGAUAGUAUGGCGAAGACAAAGCGCCGGAUCAUCGAAAACGGUGAUAAUGUCCACGGAUUCACUGGUAUGAAAGUGGCGGACAUUGUGGCGAAGAUUAGCGAUUAUAUCGACGCCAAUGUCGUGGCCAUCGAUGGUGUCUGACUUGUCGGACAAUAUGGCGCCGCUAACACAUGGGACCCAAUCAAGUGGUGAUAAUAUGGAUGAUAAGUGUAGCCAUGGAUUCAAACGAAG